AUGCGCAGGAAAGCUGCGGCUGACCGCGCCGAGAAGACCGCGAACCUGCGACCAAGCAGCACAAGGGCGGCAGGUGCUGGCGGCAGCUCAAGCACUAUGCUGAGGCUAUACACCGAUGAGUCCCCCGGUCUGAAGGUCGACCCUGUCGUGGUCAUGACCCUGUCCGUUGUCUUCAUCUUCAGCGUUGUCGCUCUUCACGUCAUCGCCAAGGUCAUGCGCCGAUUCUCCGCAUAA
Molecule: messenger RNA, 234 nt
Organism: Alternaria conjuncta
Lineage: Eukaryota; Fungi; Ascomycota; Dothideomycetes; Pleosporales; Pleosporaceae
Gene: SBH1
Product: Arf guanine nucleotide exchange factor sbh1
Exons: 3
Coding region: 1-234 (77 amino acids)
Biological process (GO): intracellular protein transport
Cellular component (GO): Sec61 translocon complex
Source: RefSeq, a predicted model, not a curated record